This is a messenger RNA of Diaporthe citri, 534 nucleotides long. RefSeq lists its product as uncharacterized. NCBI's taxonomy places the organism in Eukaryota, Fungi, Ascomycota, Sordariomycetes, Diaporthales, Diaporthaceae. The record is from RefSeq and is a predicted model, not a curated record. The coding region runs from base 1 to 534 and encodes 177 amino acids. The transcript has a single exon.
AUGUAUCAGUAUAGCGACUGGAGGUGUGGCAGCUGCGAGAGAUCAUUCUGCAUUGCGAUCGAUGACGAGGAGUCCAAGGGGAAAGACACUUGUGUUUGCCCCCACUGUGGGAGCAAGUCCGUCACCCCAGCAGAAGAAUCGGGACCGCCCACUCAAGAAAAUGGUCAACCAGGCGCCGCUGCCCCUCUCGGGAUGCUCGCCCUCCUGGACACGGUGAGGAACCUGAACGGCCCCGGGGACAACCCACAGGUCCCGGGUUGGUGUGGGCUUCCAUCCACGUGGUUUUCGCCAGAGGAACGUUGCAGACUUGCGCAGCUCAGGUUGGAGCGCCAGGCGUUGUUUGUUCGAUGUAAGCGUGCAGCACUGGAAUGGUCGGAACUAGAAGUUCGCCAGCUGCUAUUCCUCAAGGGAAUCCGUUUUAGGUCCAAUGUCGACGCUGGUGAAGAGCUUGGAGUUAGCCGCAGUAGGGUCGAUCAAAAGUAUCGAGACUUGUGCAGUGUUUUUGGCCUAACCCAAGAGGUUGACGAGGACUAA